AUGAAGUACGAAGCUUGUCAAUCGGAGAAGGGUAACCUUGAUAACAACAUCAAGAUCUGCCAACGGGAGAAAGACGAACAGAGUAUUAAGUACAAGAAUGAUAUCGAGAGUCUCGAGAGAGAACUUAAUGAGUGUCGCAAGCCCUCCACCCCGUCGUUGACGUUGGCCACUGCAAACUGCCCUUCUUCAGACGAAAAACAAUUUCUGCAUGCAGGAAGGACCUGGGAGCUUCUCGGCCAGAAAUUGGCACUACAUACAAUCGAGGCGGCUGGCAACUCUCCUGGUCCAUUCGAUCAUCAUUCGCCCCUCGAUGCCUACGUGAAAGUCUAA
Messenger RNA from Penicillium cataractarum, 330 nucleotides. RefSeq lists its product as uncharacterized. NCBI's taxonomy places the organism in Eukaryota, Fungi, Ascomycota, Eurotiomycetes, Eurotiales, Aspergillaceae. The coding region runs from base 1 to 330 and encodes 109 amino acids. The record is from RefSeq and is a predicted model, not a curated record. The transcript is spliced from 4 exons.